ACACGCAUAAAAAAGAAAUUUAUAAAAAAGAACAGACGGAUAGAAAAGAGGUAGCAAUGCUAUAUCCCCUUGUGCAUCUUGUGCCUAAAAACCGAUAGAAACCAGAGCCUCCUCCGUCCUCCCUCCUCUACCUCUCUCUCUCUCUCUCCCCCUCCCUCCCUCUACCACCACUCUUCUCCUCUCUCUAAAAAAAAGCUUCUCGAGCUUAUAAAUACACUCCCCUCCCUCCCGGGGCCAAUUUCCUCCCCCCGAUCCCCUUCCCCCCCUCCGCCCGCCGAUCGCCCUCCGCUCGCCCCACCGCGGCGGGCGAUCGCUCCUCUCCCUCCACCCCAGCAGCGCGCGAUUCCCGAGGCGAGGCGCCACCCACCACAGAUUCCGCCGACGGCCGCGGUCGGCUGGCUCGUUCCCCUCUCCCACUUCGCCGAUCGGAUCGCGUGCUCCCCGAGGUGACGAUCUGCGAAUUCCCCGCAUUUUCUCCCAGUUUCACCCCGCGAUUUGCUCGGUCUCGCUGGAUUGCCUUUGGGUGGGCGCGAAGGUAUCUGCCUACUUGGGCGCCGGCCGUGCGCGAGUGGGCGGAGUGCGGGGGAAGGAAUUGGAUUCGUGGGAGCGUGCGAUUUGAGUGCCCUGUACGGCACUGCCGGCGAAUUUCGUCGGUAAUUGGAGGGGGGAGGUGGGACUGUGUGAGUAUAACCGCACAAGGAUACCGCAGUACGGGCAUUCCGGUUAGUUCAGCUCGGGAUUGUGGGUGGUCGUUUCCGUCUCUGGUUAGUGGCUAAAAUUUAGAGAGCGUUGAAUCCGCCUGAUAUGUCUUGUGCUUUAUUUGCAUGUGCGUUUGGUUGGCGUGGAGAACUUUGCUCAGACUUGUUAGCAUUUAUUUUUAAAGCAUUUUUUGGUGGGCAUUGAGGGGCUAAGGGGGGAUGCAUCCGCUACGCUUACGUGUGCGAUUAGUGGGUAAAUUAUGCCCUUUUGCUCAGUCCUGCUUUUGCUGUGUAUUUGCUUCCAUUUAAGAUGGAAGCGCAUGCAUGCAUGUGAUUAGUGCAGAGAAUGGGAAAUGUGGCCUCUUAUUAGUCGAGUCAGGUAUGCUGAGCAUUUUGUGAGUUUGUUGGAGGUGAACUUUCUUUGGUGAAGAUACUAAUGAUAAACAAAAUAGGUACUACUUUCCAGCAAUAUUCGGUGUGGUUGAGUCAUUGGUGGGGCUUGGGAUGUUGCAGUUGUGAACUUUUGUGGUGGGUAGCUGUUUGGUUGGUUGUUUGGAAAUAUGAUACAUUUUGGCAAGUGAAGUUUGCACUUGUUGCUGAUCACUAAAAGUUACAACUAGCAGGUUAGGGAGAUGAUCGAUAUACCUCUAGAGUUAUGUGUCCUGAGUUGUUUUUCUAUGUUUCAGUGUGUAGAAUAUUUCUUGUGAUUCGAGUUUCUGGUUCACUGCUGGUAAUUGUGAUAAUGAUGACCACUCUUAAUACAAUUUUAGUUGAUCAUGGAGAUUUUUUUACUACAAAAUUGAUCUUUUGGUGCAAAUGUGUACGUGGAUGGGCAUGUGUUUUUGAACUGCUUUGGUAUUACUUCACUUUAUAGGAUAUUUAAAUAGAGAGCACUUGUUAGAGGAGUCAAGGGCUUAUUGGGCCUUAGCCCAUUAAGAUUUAUUAGUCGCUUGCUUAGGGGUCAAGUAAACCUCUUUAUCUAAGGAGAGGAGAUGUAUCAAUCUAAUCAAGUAAGAGAUUAGAAGGAAAUCCCUUCCCUCUUGCCGGCCGUGGGCGAAGCCCCGCGGCCGGCGUUCCCGGCGCCCCCAACCCUAGCCGCCGCGACGUGAACAGUACCCGCGGCACUGUAGCAUCGCGGGUAAUGUAGCACCGCCGCCGCUUCCCCAGCACUCUCUCUCGACCCCGUCAGCAUCCAUAACAGCACUCAUCUGUACUGUUAGAUAAUUGAUUCUGCUGGCACCUUCGUGAUAUACAUAGUUUAGUUGUCUAGUUAUUUUGCACAGUGGGAUGAUUAAACAGUAAAUAAGCUUAAAAUAGUAAAGUAUUUAUUUGCAAUAGAUUACUGGCACUCUAUUUGUCGUAGCUUCCACUAUCCUUAUAUAUUUGGAAUCGGAAAUCGUAGUAUCUGUAGCCACCUUUUGCCCAAGAAGUCAAGAUGAUAUAUAUAGCAUGCAUUAUUAUUUUUCAUUUUUUGAUAACAGUAGCGUGCAUUAUUUUUUUUUAAUUUUUUGAUAACAGUAGCAUGCAUUAUUUAAUAGGAUAGUACAGAGACUAUAGUAUUUUCCAAGCACCUUGUAAGGCUCUGAUUACUGGUGUUCUUAUUGUCUAUUUAUCUUUAUCUACUUUUGAGGAGUACUAGCUUGCAUUCAUUCUGCUUUUUGGUGCAAUGCAAUAAACUUUGGAAGUAUUGUAACAUCAUUUAAAUUUCCCCUUAGUUUUAAAUUUCUGCCACAUUCUAUGCAUAUGAAGUUUCCCUACUCCCAAAGGUUCUAUUUUCAAUCCACACGUACAGAAUAAUCUUCAAUCACAUUCACUCUUUUUUGCUGUUAACAUUAUGUUAAUACUCGCGAUAAUUUUCUUACGCGAAACCUAAAGUAUAUCUCUUUUCCUCUCUUUUUUAAUGACUACAAAGAAAUUGUGGUCAGGGUUCAUAUCCUAACAUAAAAUCACCUGUUUCGCUAGAUUUCUAGGACCUAGUUGGGAUUUGAUGAAUCACCACCACCACCAGUCCACCACCACAACUCCAUGAGAACAAAGCCUUCAUUCCCAAGCAAGUUGGGGUAGGGUAGAUGUCGUGGUGUGCAAACUCACAGUCGGGUGGCGUAGUGCACCCGCCUAAACCCAGAGGGUGAGUACUCGGGGGUUAGCUAGGAUUAGCCCAAUCUCGGUGGAAGAACGCGAUGAACACAGCAGGUUUAUAGUGGUUCGGGCCGCCGGAGCGUAAUACCCUACGUCCACUGUGUAUUGUAUUGCUUGCGCUCUCAAGAGGUUGAGAGCAGGGUUGUUCGGAGUGAAACCGAGCUUGUGUUGUGAGAGUCUUCGCGUGUCUGAAGUGUGCAGUGAGCGCCUCCCUUUUAUAUCUCAAGGGAGGCGCGUACAUGGCCGUUGAGUCCCCGACAGGUGGGCCCAACGAUGUAGUAUAAAAUGAUAUACUGUACAGACAUUAUGGCAUUGCAGGCGACGGAGAUCUCAUUCCUGGAUUUCCUUACUCUGCCCGUGGGAAUCUUCCGUCCGGCAUAGCCAUGCCCUGUCUUGUCGAAACGGCGCCAGGGUGUAGCUUGCGGCGUUGCCUGCAGCGUAGCUGAAUGGGCCGUGUAGCUUGCGGCGUAGGCGGUAUGAUGAAAAGGUGCCAUGCCGUCGUAUCCAUUUAAUGCGACAGACGGGCUCUGCGCGGAUGCGGCGCAUGCGACUGCACUGCGUACCUCGGUAAUAUGCGGUCUACAGUGAGGCCUGACAAAGGCUGCCCCGCGUGCCGCGGCGGCAGAGCACGCCUCAACCACCCGCAUUGAAUGCGGUGGGUGGGCGAGUCUUCCAGUGGAAGACUCGCGCCCGCGCCUGUGCCUGCGGGACACGUGGCGCCCCCGGACCCCGCCCCGGCAGUAUGUUGGUUCUACGCGCGUGGGAGGUCCGGAAGGACGCGGGGAGGUCUCGGACCCCUAUGGGGGGUCCGAGCCCUCGGCUGUUGGCGCGGAGCUUCCCCUCCUCAGGGACACGUGGCGUCACCGGACCCGUCCCAGAGCGGGGAGCGGGUCCGGGGCCGUUGGCCCGGUGAGAUAAGAGCCUGACCCGUGGGGCCCGGCUGCUCCGCCCCUUAUGGCGUAGUUACGGAUGACUACGCGAGUCCUGCCUUGCUGCAGUAGGAGUGGGUAUCCCUGCUACAGUGUACCGACAGUAGAGAUGAAACCUAACAUGGACCACCAGAAAAAAAAGGGAAAAACAACAACAAUAAAGAACAUGUAAAUAUUGAUGGAGAAAAGAAUUAACACAUCCUUACAUUUGGUGCCUUACAGUCUUAGGAUUCUUCUAUGCAUCAUUGUCUCUGUAGUCUGGACGCCCCCGUUAUAUACGAACUAUAUUACCACUGUUGCAGAAGCUUUUCUCCACUUGGUGCUACUCCUAGACUAUCACGUGUACUGUUGUUUCGAAUGCAGUCCUUUCAGGAUUUGAUAAACCAAUCAAAUUAAAUAUACCUUGAAUGGAAGUCUAAAUUUCAUUUACUAUAAGAUAUUACACAUUUUCAGUGCGUUCUGCAUGGACAUAGUUGUUUUUUUCCUCGAACACGCAGGAGAGCUGUGUAUCAUCAUAGUUGUUACUGUGCUUGAUAAUGAGCAUCGUCAAAGUUCUUGUUUAUAUCUUUAGUUGCAUGCACUAUUGGCUGGAUUGCUAUUUGAUGUCAAGUAAAUUUAGGAUUUCUACGUGGGCAAGGAUUAUCUUUUUUUUUCGUUCAUCGAGGAACCCUACAUUCCCUGGCAAGGGCAGUAAAAGACUUGAGCAUUUAUCGGACAAGAAGGCACAGACGAAUCCCACUUUCAUAUGAAGAAAAUUCUUUCUCUUUCUCGUACCCCAAAGAAAAACACCGAAUAACUGCCUGCGCUACUUGUAGACAUAAACCAGAAGGUAUAAAGCUGGUUCCCUCAGAACUGGCUAGAAACCGCGCUGGGGGUAACAGCGCACAAUCAUCUAUUAAUUUCAAACCAUAGCUGCCCAAUAUGGUAUCAGUCUGUCUUAGCGUUAUAGGACCUCACUGGAUUUCACCUUUUCAUAAUGUCUUGCCUUCUUUGUUCAAUACAGAAAAGACUGGUCAUUUAUAUCUAUAUGUGUUACCCAUGCUGCUCAUUAUGCUAGCAGUUUUUCCUUCGCACAAUGUACAUGCUUACCUUUGUCUUCUACCUCACAAUUCUUCCAAUCUUUUACUCUAUUUGGCACCUUCGACUUUAAAGCCAUUAUGAGGGUUCAACAGUGCGUGUGAAAUGCAGAUUUUCUGCUGGUUAUUAGCAGUGAACUGACUGGUGGUGGAUUGAAGCCGUGGUGUUUCCGUUUGAAAAAGGAAAUAUUUUCUUGUUACAAUCAUCUAUAUGUAUUAUACUGCUGGCUUUCUAGUUCUUAUUAUGGAACCUGCAUACACUCUAGCCUGUAAUGCAUAUGCAUCCAUUUUUUGUUAGUCUUCCCCCUUCCUCUCAGGCACCAAAUUGGUCAAAUUAUCAAAUUGCUGGUUCAAACUGCGCUGAUCACAUAAGUAAUCAGCUGGUAAUCAGAGUUUAUUAAACAGCUGUUCACCCUGCUGGUUGCAUUUACCUCCAUGCUUUUCGUUGUCUGUGCAGAUCCUUCUUUGAGUCCUUUCCACCAGUAGUUUUUGUUGACCUCACUAAAAGUAUGAUUUUCUUGGCUUCAAUUAUACACCUCUCGUCCCUUUUCGGCUAUAUAGUAGCUGUAAUUAUCACUUAUCUUCAUUGAUGUCAGAAAGUUUCCACUUUCAUUUAGCACAUUACAUGUGAUUAUUGGAUCUUUGAAUGAUGUGCCUAGGAUGAAUAAUCAGAGUGAUUGCUACGGUCCUCUGAUCUUUGUCAUCCCCACUCCUUUCUAAUUGAUAUAUGUAAAAAUGAUGGAUCCUUCUGCGAGUGAUGUUUUUUUUCGUUGGAUAGAAGUUAUUUUGGUUCCUUUUACGGCAUUGCCACUGGCAUAAUAUUAUGACAGUUAUUGUUUUUGGUUCAGAGAGUCAUUGUAUACAUCAUAUACAAUGCUAAACGAGUGAUGUAUUACUUCAUUUUUUGAAGUCCUGGAGGCAAUCCUGAACUCUGACUGCAUCUGUUGCAUAUAUAUGGAAUGCAUUAUGUUGCGCUAGGUUACUUGAGUAAGAAUUAAUUAGCACUGCUCCUUGUGAAAUGGGUUGAUUUAGAAGAAAAUAGCUACUUUUAUCUUGCUUAUGAUAAAGAAAAUCUAAACAUUAAGAAUCAACUUAUCAUUGGGUAGUUAUGCUUGACUUGGAGAAGCUGCGUGUCUUAAUUUAGUAUUGUUGGGUGAAUGUGAACCACACCAUUAGUUGUCUUAAACUUGAGCUUUAUAACUCAAGUAUUUGAGGGACACUGAUUCAUUGCCUGUCACCUAUAGGGUCUGUCUUUACCUGUCAAGUGUCAGUGUUCUGUGUGACAACUUCACUUCUAUAUAUCUGUAUAGACUUUGCUAGUUACCUUCUAUGUCCUCUUUAGCAUUUUUAUAACAUUACCUUUUUAACAUGCAACUGUUAAAAUUGUUGUGUCCUUUACCUUGCAAAUUCCUGAACUCCACAACUUUGUUGCUUGGCAAGUCAUGUUCUGAGCCUACUAACUUUAUUUAACCCUACCUCGUUUUUAUGUGGUAUCAGGUAGAGGUGAUGAUAAAGCAUAGUCGUUGACUUAGUCUGCCUUAGCUAUUUCCUGAGGCUAAGGGAAAUAAUAAUUGGCGUUAUGGCAUUUCGAAAUAUGGUAUGCACUCCCCAAGUCGUUGAUCUUACAUCUGAGAGAGGGCAAGCUCGUGGAGGCAAUGCUAGUGAGAUAUCCGACCAAGGUGCACAACAUGCUGUCAGAGUUGUAGGAAACACAACGAACAUUGGUCUCUCGGAUAUAAGAAAUUACUAUGAUGUGGGCAUAAAUCAUCAGUAUCAGCCUGUUCCUAACCCACCCCUGAAUUUAGGUGUUGAUUCUGGUUUUGUCUUCACAUCAACUAUGUACAAUCCCUGCAUGUCAUCAACAUCAAUGAACAGAUAUGCUUCUCAUGCUCAGAGCUUUGGAUCGACGAAUCAACCAUUGCCUUUAAACCAAGUCCCAGGAAGUAUGGAUGAGAGUAGCAGAAAUGACAGUACUGGUGAAAGUGCUAGAGGACAUAUUAAAAGGAAAAAUGCUGCAGUCGCGGGAAGCUACCAUUUUGUUAAUGGAUUUGCAAGCUCAAGCUCAUCUUCUCAUGCACCUCAGAAUCCUAUGCUUAGGCCUUGGGAUCCUUCUUUUGAAUCCAGUGUGUCCUCUAAUGUCGCACCAUUCAACCCAUCAGAAUAUCACGGCCACAGCAGUUGGCAAUCCUUAGAAGGAUCUUCCGUAACUGGAACUAAUGGGUUCAAUUCAAUGCCUGUUCCUCCAGAAUCAGCACAGCGUGCGAACUAUACAUUUCCAACAACUCACAUUGGCCAUUCAUGGAUGUCCCAGGCUGCAAAUGGUAUUGCUGAUGGAAUUCCCCAGUGGGAAUACAUCAAUGCAACUAGUAAUGUUCAAGCAAGCAGAUUUGCCCAUUCAGGAGCCACAGAAAUGGCAAAUGGAGGUUUUCAUGAAUAUCAGAAUGGCCCUUCAGCUGUUUGUCGGGGACCUGUACCUUACUUCCCCCAGCACGUGAUGCAUGGCAUGCAAGCUCAUCAUAUGCUUGAUCAUACUCAAAUGCAAGUCCCUUACCAACAAUGUCAGAAUAAUGGUGUAUUGCAUGGUGGUGUUAAUUAUACUGGAAACCGGCUCCACUUAGGUCCACGAAUUCCUGUUAUCUUCUCCAGUUCUGAACGUACUUUUGGGCCUCCACAGCAUCCGUUUCUGGCAAAUCCAGUUAACCACCGGAACGUAAGGAUUCUACCACCUGAGCAGCAUGCCACUAUAAUGGAUUUUUCAAGAUUGUAUGAAGUGUCAAAUUCUGUAGAUGAGCAUAGAGAUAUGCGGCUAGAUAUAGACAGCAUGACUUAUGAGGAGCUUUUAGCACUAGAAGAGCAGAUCGGAGAUGUCAAUACUGGUUUGACAAAAUGCCUCAUUGUAGAUAAAUUGAGGACUAGCUUAUAUGUUCCAGGAACAUCCAGCAUGUCUGAUCAGCCAUCUAAAUCUUCUCUAGAGAAUUAUGCUUGCAUUAUAUGCCAGGAGGAGUACCAGGUUAAAGAUUGCAUUGGCACCCUUGACUGCGGUCACAGGUACCAUGCAGAGUGCGUGCAUCAGUGGCUGUUGGUGAAGAACCUGUGCCCCAUCUGCAAGACAACAGCAUUGUCUACCGACCAAAGACAUUGACAAUGAGCAGGAAUGAAUAAGCCUGUUAGCUAUUUGCUUGGACAAACGUUCACCUCAAUUUUGUAUAUAAGUGGUAGACAAUGGUGCUACCUGUAUUUGCUGUUCACCUUGUUUUGAUCGGGAGUACUCAGCUUCCUGAAACUGUACAGCCAUAACAUUUAUUAUUUUUCUCCAAAUGUAGAAUAUUUUAAGUUGCUCAGUUCGCCCCCCUUGUGUAUGAAGAGGCGAACCGGGGAAACAAAAGCUUCCGUAAUGGCAUCGCUAGGCAGCCUUGUAUCUAUGUUAACUUUAAUGAAACUAAUACAGCAUGGAUCCUCCUGUA
Molecule: messenger RNA, 8306 nt
Organism: Panicum virgatum (switchgrass)
Lineage: Eukaryota; Viridiplantae; Streptophyta; Magnoliopsida; Poales; Poaceae
Product: probable E3 ubiquitin-protein ligase ZFP1
Exons: 5
Coding region: 6422-7984 (520 amino acids)
Molecular function (GO): ubiquitin protein ligase activity
Source: RefSeq, a predicted model, not a curated record